GAGUUCAGCUGUGUGUAUUUUUGAGUCUGAGUGUGAGUCCACCUGUGUGUGUGUCUGUGAGUGAGUGUGAGUCAAGAGUCCAGCUGUUUGUGUCGCUUAGUCUGUGAAUCAGUGUGUGUGUGUGAGUCUGUGAGUCCAGCUGUGUGUGUGUGUCUGUGUGUGAGUCCAGAGUCCAGCUGUGUUUGUGUCUGUGUGUGAGUCCAGAGUCCAGCUGUGUGUGUGUCUGUGUGUGAGUCCAGAGUCCAGCUGUGUGUGUGUCUGUGAGGCUCAACAUGGAGAAACAGAAGAAGAAGAUUCUUUGUGUUGGACUCGUUUGUCUCGACAUCAUCAAUGUGGUCGACAAAUACCCUGAAGAAGACACCGACAGCAGGUGUGUGUCGCAGCGCUGGCAGCGAGGCGGAAACGCUUCCAACACGUGCACAGUGCUGUCGCUGCUCGGAGCUUCCUGCAGCUUCCUGGGUUCGGUGGCUGCUGGAGGCGUGGCCAAUUUUAUUUUGGAGGAUUUCCAGAACCUCCACAUUGACGUGUCUCUGGUGCCGGAGCACGCUCAGUGUGUCCUCCCGGCCUCCGUGGUCAUCAGCAGCCUGGGGACAGGAAGUCGCACCAUCCUGCACAUGAACAGGAACCUUCCUGAUGUCACAGCAGCAGAUUUCUCCAAAGUGGACCUGGAUCAGUUCCAGUGGAUUCACUGGGAGGGUCGAAAUGCUGACGAGCAGGUGAAGAUGAUGAAGAGGGUGGAGAAGCACAACAGCACGUUACCACAGCACCAGAGGAUCACUGUGUCCGUAGAGAUAGAGAAGACCAGAGAGCCGCUAUACCAGCUGUUUCCUCUAGGGGACGUGGUGUUUGUCAGUAAAGACGUUGCUCAUCACUUUGGCUUCAAGUCGGCUGAAGCUGCUGUGAGAGGAUUCUACAGUCGAGUCAAACCAGGGGCUGUCCUAGUCUGUGCCUGGGCAGAAAAAGGAGCAGCUGCUCUGGGUCCUGAUGAUGUCGUCCUUCACUCUGAUUCGUUCCCUCCUGAAGCUCUGGUGGAUACGCUCGGAGCUGGAGACACGUUCAACGCUGCCGUCAUCUUCACGCUGUCCAGAGGGGGCAGUGUUCAGGACGCUCUGACCUUCGGCUGCAGAGUGGCUGGCAGGAAGUGUGGUUUCCAUGGUUACGACGGCAUCUGUGAACAUUUCAAAGACGAUGAAAAUUUUAAAGCUGAAUAAAUAAUAAAUAAACAUCAGUUAAUUCAUCAGAACCAGUUGUUUACAUAGCUGAUCUAUAAGUUGAUCAUUAACAGAACUAUUAGUUCAUAUUAGAUGUUAGUGAUUUAUUGAUCAUAUUCAUUGACAUUUCCACUGAUAUUAUUUUAUAUGAACCAAUAACACGCUGUUGAUUGAAUGACAGUUAUGUGUGAAAUGAAUGUUCGUCACUUGGUGGCGCUGUGACUCUAAAUAAUGUAAAAUUAGUUUGCUGUUGUAUUUCUUCUAACGAGAAUAAAACUGGACAAACUGAUCAA
Molecule: messenger RNA, 1504 nt
Organism: Pleuronectes platessa (European plaice)
Lineage: Eukaryota; Metazoa; Chordata; Actinopteri; Pleuronectiformes; Pleuronectidae
Gene: khk
Product: ketohexokinase
Exons: 8
Coding region: 273-1211 (312 amino acids)
Biological process (GO): fructose metabolic process
Molecular function (GO): ketohexokinase activity
Source: RefSeq, a predicted model, not a curated record